GAGGACAUUAUCUCCCUUUCAUCACUUCUUUCACUGCUAUCAUUCUAUCUGUUCAUCAGGGGAGAAUAAAUAAACCCACCCAUGCACAUGCACAACAAACCCAGACAGCAGUGCUAAGAUAAAGAGGGAUGGGCUUCCUCAACCCACUCAGCUCUCAGACCUCGAGCUUCAGUAAUGGCAGCUCAGGUCACCGACUGACCCUGAAGUCACUGCUGAUCCCCUGACCGCUGCACCAUGAUCCUGUACCUGCUUAUUCCUGUUCUUAUCCUCAAUAAUGUGGAAUCACAAACAGCCAACAUGACAGAGGAAGAGAAGAGCAGAGAUUUGAGGAACCAAACAUUCAAUGAGUUCAAAACCAACAACAGUACAAUGGAAACAGGCAACUCGACAUCCAGUUUGAACAGAGAAGAGAAGACUCUGAUUGAGGAUGAACUGGAACACAACCAAACAUCUGGUAUCACAGAGGAUGAUGAGAGAUUUCAGGACCAAGAAAUGUGGUACCCACACAGACAUUGCAAUGUGUCCGAGCUGGAAAAGUUGAUUCACGUAUGUGGGGACGUUUUUCACAUGAAAAUGUCAAUCAGCACAGAAGACAGAUGUGUGCUUGACAAUAUAAUCAGACCAUACAACGACCUGACGACAUGCUUGGAGGAAAUGGUAUAUUCCAUGAACUGUAAUUACCCAAACCCAACCGUCCAAGAGCUUUUCCUCACCAUCCACACUAUGUAUUUCAACAACUGCUCCAUUAGAGCAGUUGAGAUUCCAUUAGAGGAUGCACCUCAGGGCGUUAUGAUCGCCCUCACUCUCAUCCCUGUGAGCCUCAUCCCCGUACUGGUUUAUCUGGUGGUGUUCAAAAGCAAAGUCCAAGAGUAAGUCAUGUUAGAUCCUCAUAGUGUCUGUGCCUAUUGGCUUUUAUCAGAACUUAUGUAUGGUCCUUCUGUCUGUUGGGUCUCGGUGGGUUUUUAUAUCAAAUAUUUUAAUUGGGCUAUUGGCUGGAAUAGUGUGUCAUUGUCCUUAUGGUUUAAACCAUGUUCAUGUCUUUUUUGUGUGCUUACAUUAUUGUGUUUAUUUUUAUUCUAUUGCUAACAACCUGUCAGGGACUGCAGAUGAAAAUGUGCCUUUUUGGCUAAAUCAGGCACAUUUACAUGAUGGACUAAUAUGCUAAGGUUAAUUAUCUUAUAUAAAUAAAUACAAAUCAUGCUA
Messenger RNA from Gymnodraco acuticeps, 1203 nucleotides. RefSeq names its product receptor activity-modifying protein 3-like. The record is from RefSeq and is a predicted model, not a curated record. Bases 235 to 873 code for a protein of 212 amino acids. Gene Ontology annotation, biological process: angiogenesis; regulation of G protein-coupled receptor signaling pathway; calcium ion transport. Gene Ontology annotation, cellular component: cell surface; signaling receptor complex; membrane. The transcript is spliced from 5 exons. Gene Ontology annotation, molecular function: coreceptor activity. Lineage: Eukaryota; Metazoa; Chordata; Actinopteri; Perciformes; Bathydraconidae.